AUGUCGAUUAGUUUAAUUGAAAAGUUGUCUAAUGAAAUUUUUUAUGAAAUAUUUGAAUAUCUUGAUGGUUCCGAAGUUUAUCAAGCAUUUUCAAAUCUUAAUCAUCGUUUUCAACAACUAAUCAACUGUUCAUCUCUUUUAUUAAAAUUUAAUCAUGAUUCUUUAAUACUUGAUAACACUUAUAAACAAUUUCUCCUUAAUCAUAAACAUCAAAUAGUUUCAUUUUAUAUACCAAACAAUGAUUUUUUCUCAUCAUUUUCAAUUGAUUCAUCAUUUUAUCAACUUCAAUCACUUUCUAUCGAUGAAAUUUCAUCAUCUGUACUUAUUUCACUUCUUGGUAAUUUAUCCUCGUUACAUCGUCUUGUUUCAUUAACAAUUAAUACACAAAAUUCACUCGACGAUUUCACGGAAGUUUAUCGAUUAAUUUUCACUUUACCAAAAUUAAAAUAUAUUAAAUGUUCAGGAGACGAAGAUGAUAUAUCUAUUUCAUUACCAAUUGCUACUAAUGAACAACUCAGUGCUAUCGAAUAUUUUAUUAUUAAUCAUCACUGUGCUUUUGAUACACUUUGUACUUUAAUAUCUUAUACACCACAACUUUGCCAUUUAAGUUUACUUUAUUUAUCCGACUGUGAUUCAGACAAUGAAAUUAUAUUAUCAGUUACUUUACCUAAUCUAACAUAUCUAUCAAUCGAAUCGUGUAAUGUAACAUUUGAUAAUUUAGAAGCGUUGAUUAUAGAAAGUGAAUGUAAUUUAAAAGUUUUACAUGUUAGCUUUUAUUAUUAUUAUAAUGUUUAUUUUGAUGAUGAUCCGUGGGAAGAAUUGAUUAUUAAUUAUUUACCGGAAUUAAAAAAAUUGCAUUUAGGAUAUCGGCAUGAUAUUGAUCCUGAAUUAGGAUCUUCAUCAAAUUUUAAACCACCUGAUCAAUUUAAUUCAUUAUUUUGGAAUAAACAAAAAUGGGUAUUAGAAGUUGAAAUGUGUGGUAUGGAAUAUCUUUAUACAAUUCGAUCAUACGAAAAAAGAUGGUAUGAUGUCGAUCCUUCUAAUGAAAUUUCAAAUUCUACUCGACUUAAAAUUACAUAUCUUCCUGAUGAUGAUCAUCUAAUGGAAUUUGAAUUAAUGAUUUGUGAUCUUUUAGCAGUCACGCAGAUUUAUCAUUUGGAAAUAUCUAAAGAAAACAUCUCUUCUAAUAUAGUACUGGAACUAAUACAGGAAUUCUCUGCACUUCAAACAUUAAGAAUUUCUUCUUUGGUAUUAUAUGAAUCAUUUAUUUAUGAUAAAAAUCGUCGUUAUAAAUCAGCAAAGAAUGAAAUUACAAAAGUUUAUCUCGAAAAAAUGUCUCGAAUUGAAGAUAUUUAUUUUCUUCUUCAACAUUGUCCUAAUGUGGAAUAUCUUAAAAUUGGUUUUUUGCAUAAGUUCUAUGUUGAAUUAUUUUUCAAAGAUAUUUUAAAAGCAAUAAAAGACGAUCCCAAUCGAUAUUUUCGUUCAUUAUGUUUUCAUAUUCCAACCGAUGAUAAUGUAAUGAUUGAAAAGUUAAAACAAAUGAUUAAUGGUGAAGAAUGUCUUCAUGAUUUUACAAUUAAAAUAUGCUAUGGAAAUGACUGA
Adineta steineri is the source of this 1602-nucleotide messenger RNA. Lineage: Eukaryota; Metazoa; Rotifera; Eurotatoria; Adinetida; Adinetidae. The record is from the annotation of a GenBank genome assembly.